Dentiscutata heterogama is the source of this 164-nucleotide messenger RNA. The record is from the annotation of a GenBank genome assembly. NCBI's taxonomy places the organism in Eukaryota, Fungi, Glomeromycota, Glomeromycetes, Diversisporales, Gigasporaceae.
AAUUGAAAAUAGACUUUUUGGCUAUUCAGAAGAAGAGAAGCAGUUUCCUUAUAACUAUUAUAAAGAUGAAGCACUCUCUAAUGAAACCAACUCUGAUAAUAGCUCAACUAUUUUGCAGUAUAAUGAAAGACCUGGGAGAAUAGGUUCCUAUGAGGCCUGGUGGA